AUGGCCCUCGAGUACUGCCGCACGCUCAACUUCCACGGCGCGCUGUAUGAAGUGGCCUGCGAGUGCCGCGACGGCGCGCGGAGGGAAGCGAGCGAUUUAGAUGGCGCGCCGAGCUGGAAGCGGGCGCCCGACUGUGUUAAUGACGAGGCGGAGCUCGUGGUAGAUGUGGAGUGCGAGACGGGCGAGCGCUGGACCGGCGCCUUCUCCGCGGACUACAUCGAAAGCCUCACGUCGAAGACGGGCAACUACAAGGCAUUAGGCACCUUCGCGCGGAUGCUCAGCGGCGCUUUGGACGGCACGGCCGACUCCGUCUUCGUUGAUUUGUUGACGGCGCGAGACUUGGAACAACUACGAGCGCGGAAGCGGGGCUCCACCGUCCCCACGGACGCGCCGCUACCCAGUGAUAGACGUUAUCUGAUCGUGACGUAUGCCGCGGAAUUUGAUAGAGUGCACUACCCCUUACCGCUGGACGCCGAGACGCAGCCUUCUAGAGCGUCGCUGGCGAGACAAUUACGGCGGUGCCGCGCGCGGUUACAAGAAAGGCAGCACCAGCCGAAGGGCGACGACGCCGACGUCCCAUGGGCCGAGUGCGCGCGGCGCCUGCGCGCUUCGAGAGCCGAGGCGGAUGCGUUGCGGGAGCGCGUCGCGCAAUUGGAAAGGGCGCCUCGACAACGGUCUUCAUCAAGAUCGGUCAAGGGCCGCGCGGCGGGCGCGUUGAGGGCGGAGAACGCCCGACUAAGGAGGGAGCUCUCGGCGCGUUCUGCUUCUGCGGACGGGCGCGCCGCCGCGCGCCGCGUCGGCGUGGAGUUGGAGGCCGAGCGGAGAAUUACGGCAGCUUUACGGCGCGACCUCGCUUCAUCAAGAGCCGAGUGCCGGCGCUUACGGCGGGCCCGGGACCUGUCGCGCGAGGCGCCGCCGCCGCCGCCUCCCCAAAGGAAGGCCAGCGUGCCGCGCCAGCGCCGCUCAUCGUCGAAGUCCGUCAAACGGACGCCGCCGCCGCCUCCCUCUCAACGGCGCGGCCGGUCGCCGGCGCCGCGCGCGGCGCCGGCGGGCGCCGUCUGGUACGCGCCGCGCGGCCGCUUCGACCCGACGCAGUACCAGCGCGACCGCGAAGCCAGACUGGCGGCGCUCGCGGCACGCCGCGGCGCCUGGGGCUCGCGCUCGCCGUCGUGCGGUUAUUCCAGUGCCGGCUCGCGGCGGUCGGAGCGGUCCUGCGCGUCGCGCCGGUCUACCUCUUCUAGAGCGUCGCGGACGUCGGUCCCGCCGCCGCCGCCGCCCAAGGCCAGCGUACCAAAACGCCGCUCGGCGUCGGGCCGCCGGGGCCCGCGGCCGCCGCGGCCGCCGUCUUCGCAACGGCGUGCGCCGUCCCCCGCUGUACUGGAGGCGCGCGCCGAGGCCGCGGCGGCGCGCGCGGCGGCCGACCGCGCCGUGGCGCCGCCGUCGCCCGCGGAGCCCCGCGUCGAGGAGGCGGCGCCCGACGACCCUCCGGCGGCCGCUCCGCCCGCGCCCAAGGCGCCCGCGCCGCGCGCCGCACCGCCGCCACCCGCGGAGCCGGAGCCGGCCGCAGCGCCGCCGCCGCGCGCCGCCUUCGGCCGCACCGUGCCGCCGCCCGCGGCACCGCAACCGGAGCCGGCACAACCGGAGCCGGCCGCCGCGCCGCCGCCGCCGCCGCGCGCCGCCUUCGGCCGCACCGUAGCGCCGCCGAAGCCGCCGCCGCCGCCCGCUGCACCAGAACCGGAGCCGGCCGCGCCGCCGCCGCCGCGCGCCGCGCCGCCGCCGGCCGCCGAGAGCGUGCCGCGCGAGUACCUCGCGGCGGCCGCCGCGGAGAAGCCGUCGCCGUGCCCCCCGAAAAAGGCCGCGCUCCGGAAGAAGCGCUCCAAGUCGCCGCUGCGCGACCGCAACGCCGAGAACGUCAAGACGGAUGACGUCUGCGACAUCGACAAGCGGCUCAACUCGCUCAAGGCCUUUCUGAGGGAGGCCAAGAGCAAGCCCCUCUGAUUCCAGUAGAAACGCGCCCCUCCCCCACGGCAGC
Pelagomonas calceolata is the source of this 2032-nucleotide messenger RNA. The record is from the annotation of a GenBank genome assembly. NCBI's taxonomy places the organism in Eukaryota, Pelagophyceae, Pelagomonadales, Pelagomonadaceae.